CUCACUCGUCCCAGCCAAAAGGAGACCACGUGUAUAUCUUUGUGAACUUAAAUAGAGAAGUAUCACACACAAUCCACUCACCCCUUUGAAGCAGAGAGAGAGAGAGAGAGAGAGAGAGAGACUCACAGUUGGGUCUUGCAAAAUCUCUCUCUAUCAAUGGGGAGAAGCCCUUGUUGUGCCAAGGAGGGCCUGAACAGAGGAGCUUGGACAGCUCUUGAAGAUAAAAUCCUUACAGACUACAUUAAAAUCCAUGGUGAAGGGAAAUGGAGAAACCUUCCCAAGAAAGCAGGUCUGAAGAGAUGUGGAAAGAGCUGUAGGCUUCGGUGGUUGAAUUAUUUAAGACCAGAUAUAAAGAGAGGGAACAUAACCCAUGAUGAAGAGGAGCUCAUCAUCAGACUUCACAAGCUCUUGGGAAACAGAUGGUCAUUGAUAGCCGGAAGGCUUCCAGGGCGAACAGACAAUGAAAUCAAGAACUACUGGAAUACCAAUUUAGGAAAGAAGGUACAGGGCCAACCCUCAAUCACCAGUUUGUCUCCCAAGCAACCCUGCAACUCUAAAGACAAGAAGAAGAAGCCAUCUAUGAAGGAAUCACCACCACUACCAACUUCUCCCAAGGGAGAGUCACGCGUGGUCCGGACCAAGGCAUUGAGGUGUACCAAAGUUUUCUUAACACCUCAACAAGUUACAGAAACUCAAUCCCAAUUCAACAAUCAUGUAGGAUCUGAAGAAGAGAGGUCAUCGAUAUCUUCAGAUUUAAUGAUGGACUUAAAUGACCUAAAUGUGGGAGAAUUCUGCUUCUCUGAUCUUCUUCUUGACUCCGAAUUUUCGCAGUUCUGUCAUUUUGAUGAUGAGAAUGGUAAAGGAAGAGAGGGUUGCAAUGACAAUGGCAACCAAAAAAACAACAAUGGUGAGAACAGCAAGAAAGAUCACUUUUCUCCUUCUUCUGAUGAACAUCUGCUAUACCCAGAAGAAAUGCUGGAGAAUUGGACAGGAAACAAUUGUGUUCAACCAGAUAUUGUCUCUGAUCUCAAGUCUUUGGCUUCUUUUCUUGAUGCUGAUGAUGAGUGGUUAGGAUCAGAACAAUGACAAACUUAUUAAAAGACUAUAGUUUUAUUAGUCUCUCUUAAUUAGUUACUUAAUUACAUACUUCAACUGCCCCAGCUAGCCCAAGUCCAAAGGUUUCUAAGUCUAGAGUCUUUAGAAUCUGGUGUCUUGGUUGUAUAAUUCUACUUACAAGGUCAUAUAUGCUUUCUUCUGUGUAAUAUGAAUAAAGUAACAGCCACCACCCCUAAUUAGCAUCCUUAGUGUGGAGAACCUUUUAACUUUCUAGGAUGAUAUUUCUCUUUCACUGUGUCAUGGACUCAUGGUCUGGUACUGAUCUGACUUAAUUUAUGGUAAAAUAAUGAAAGAGUAACUCUGUUUAUUUAUUGACCA
Molecule: messenger RNA, 1434 nt
Organism: Macadamia integrifolia
Lineage: Eukaryota; Viridiplantae; Streptophyta; Magnoliopsida; Proteales; Proteaceae
Product: transcription factor MYB1-like
Exons: 3
Coding region: 157-1086 (309 amino acids)
Source: RefSeq, a predicted model, not a curated record